This is a messenger RNA of Eimeria necatrix, 1359 nucleotides long. RefSeq lists its product as hypothetical. NCBI's taxonomy places the organism in Eukaryota, Apicomplexa, Conoidasida, Eucoccidiorida, Eimeriidae. The record is from RefSeq and is a predicted model, not a curated record.
AUGCUUCAGGGUGCAAUAAUGAGAACCAAGGUAGACGCAGAUGGGGAUUCUGAAGUGAUUACGAAGCCGGGAGUGGAUCUGCCAACUUCUGCUGACCAUGUUUACGACCUGGGAGCACUGCGGAAACGGCGUGCACGACGCCAGCCUGCCAUUUGGCCUCUUUUUAUAGCGCUCGCAGCAUCUGCUUCUGUUGCUUUUUUGCUUCUGAAAUGUUUUUCGCACUUGCAAGUGAAUCUGUCGAGGCCUUCGCGGGCGCUUGCGGGCGGCGACGAUCGCAGCGCGUUCAAGAAGCUUUUAUCUCAAGUAAGUUUGGUGGAGGAGUUCUUCAUACGGUGCAAGUGGAGGUGCAAGCGCAGGCUUCUGCACCAAAUUAGAAACUCUUUUGCCUCUGUUGCCCUUCACCUUGUUACCUUGCCCUUCAGGAUAGCUGCGAGUCCAGUGACGACGAGCCUUCGGAUGCUCCCCGUAGACGAAGACGAACGAGCCGGUGGAGGCUCUGAAAGAAUUACAGGAGCGGCUCCCACAUAUGGGGGAAGGCGUUACUAUGAGCAGCUUCAGCGAGUGCCUUCUACGACUUCUGCAUUUGUUGGAAGAGGGUUCAUUUUUGCCCCAGCUGGACAAGGGGCCAGCUCUUCAUCUGUUUAUAGAGCAUCUACUGAUAGAGGGGCCAGUUCUUCAUCACCUGAUAGAGGGGCCAGUUCUUCAUCAGCUGAUAGAGGGGCCAGUUCUUCAUCAGCUGAUAGAGGAGCCAGUUCUUCAUCAGUUGAUAAACUGGCCAGUGACAUUGCAGCCUUUGUCGGUCACACCGGUUUGGGCUGGGUCCAGCACAUGACUAAUGUUGAAGUCGGAUGGAUAAAGGCACCCCACCAGCUCGGCUUCACUGUGGAACAUCCUUUCCUCGACGUUGAAGGGGAAAUGGGAGAGAAAAUACGGGAAAUUACUCAAAGGCUUGGACAAGCUGCAGUUUGUUCUUGCCUGACUCACGGAGGAGUGAAUACCAGUCAAUUCGUGACAGAUUGGACAACCCAAACAGGGGAAGAAGCUCAUUUAGUCGUUGAACUGUGUGAAUUGACCAACAAAAGCACAGGAAUUUUAAGUCAAGUUGCUCUUCUUUUCCCAAAUAACUUGCGCUACAAUGAGUCUCAUUUCCGGCGUGACGUAAUAGUCGUGGGCGCAGAAAUGCUGCUUAGUUGCAUGAAAGCAGUGGAUAUUUUAGGGAAAGUUCCGGAAGGGGGAACAGUUCCUAUAGGUUUUGUAAUCCGGAAGCCGCAAGGGCCGAGCACGGGGGAAGUCCUGAUUAAGGUCCAUGCCAAGCCUGUUGAAUCUUUUUUUCGCUCUUCUUCAAAGAAAGAUGAGUAG